Brassica oleracea var. oleracea is the source of this 375-nucleotide messenger RNA. RefSeq lists its product as uncharacterized. The record is from RefSeq and is a predicted model, not a curated record. Lineage: Eukaryota; Viridiplantae; Streptophyta; Magnoliopsida; Brassicales; Brassicaceae. The coding region runs from base 115 to 375 and encodes 86 amino acids. The transcript has a single exon.
GUCCUCUACCCUUCGAUCAAUCCAUCUUAAAUUACACGUUUCUCCCUUGUUUUCUUGAGAAGAAAGCUACCCCUUAACUAAGCAUACGCUUUAAAAGCUCUCAAGGUUUCAGUGAUGGUGAAUCGUGGUAAUUCAGUCACACUUUUGUCUGGUUUUCUUAUAAUUCUUCUGGUGAUACAACUACACUUUGAUCCCACGACGGCAGCUCGACAUGCACCUGUUGUUUCCUGGUCACCACCUGAGCCGCCUAAAGAUGAUUUUGUGUGGUACCACAAGAUCAACCGCUUCAAGAACAUAGAACAAGAUGCGUUCAGGCCAACUCACCAAGGUCCUAGUCAAGGUAUUGGACACAAGAGCCCUCCUGGUGUGUCUUAA